AUGCCAAUCCGGCCACUUGAUGAAUGGGCGUCUGCCCGCACCCAGUCCCUUCCUCUCUCCGCUCUCAAAGGGGCUGUUGUUGGCAUCGAUGCGUCGCACUACAUUUCCCAGCACCUUCUCCACCACUCGACCCGCGAGCCUUUACUGGUCGCUCUGGGCGGCUUCCCAUUUGCGCUGAAGACCAAUAUUGAGAGAGAGUUACAGAGUUUCAAGGAAUUGGGUGUGGCAUGUCUUUUCGUCUUCAACGGCCUAGAGUUUGGGAAAAAGGACCAGCGACCACACGUGCAGACAGAGUCAUUGCGAGCUUUUGAACAAGCCUGGGAGCUUUAUGACCAACAACAGGCGGAUCAGGUAGUCGACGCAUUUAGUGGCGCGGGCACACCGCGACCUGAAUCCCUUUACAGAUUUUUGCAGCGCAUCCUGUACCAAAAUGGGGUUGACUUUAUCGUGGCGCCGUAUAGUGCCGCGGCUCAGCUUUCCUAUCUUGCCAAGGGCUCCAAUCCCGUCAUUGAUGCGGUCUUUGGGCCUUCUGACGCACUCCUCUUCGACAUUGACAAACUCAUAACACGGAUGGAUAUUGAGUCUUCUCAGUUUUUCUGGAUUACCAAACAAACUUGCCAAGAUGAAAUGGGUAGGCUAUCAAAUGAGCAGUUCCUGGAUUUCUGCCUUUUAUUGGGCUCAUCGUUCCUGCGAACUUUCCCGGGCUUCGAAAACCCAACAUUUCCGGGAAAGAGCGUCAGCAUUCGUGAUGCUCUUCCGAUAUUCAACCAAGCGGGUCGAAAUGCACUAGCUCUAUAUGCUCAGUUCGAAGAGGAUCGUCGCGUGCAGGAACUUCAAUAUGCCGAUGCUUACAAGCGCGCGUUCAUGACGGUGAAGCACCAUGUGAUCAUGGACGUCGAUGGCAAGGUUGCACCUAUGGAUUCGGAGAACGCCCCGUCCGAUAUGCAUGAACUGAUCGGCCAGCGACUGCCUGAAGAACUUUACUUUUACCUCUCCAAGGGCGUCCUAGGUCCGGAAAUUCCUAACUAUCUGACAUCUGGCGAGGUCCAAAUCUCCCUUCCAUUGGGAGUUGAAGAUACCGAAAUAUAUCGCCAAACUGUGAGCAGCACGCUCACUCCAAUCAAGACUCAAUCUAUCUGUUUACUCUCGAAUUCCCUUCACAGGUUCUACCAGACCAAAGUGAUCAAUAUACGGACAUGGUUUGACGAAAAGUCUGACAAGUCCAUCACACUGAAGACUCUUCCUUCUGUCAAGGAAACCAUCCAGGCGUGGAAGAUCCGCUCUGACCAGCUGCCCGAGGGAGUAAAGAAGCUACAGAGCACCUCCUCGCCGCUCAAGUUUGCUGUACAGAGCCUGCAAGAUCCCGAAUUCGGAGCCAAGUCUUUUGCAUCGUCUAAGGAUGCUCAACCGCUAUCGUCGCAGGACGAAAUUCUUGCCAAUGUCUACUGGAGGUUCCUGCAAUUGCGAGGCUACAUUGAUGAGAAGCACCGACUCACCUCAUGGGGUGUCUGCCUCGACCAAGCGCUUUCCGUCCUUGAUCCCGCUGAUAAUUUGGAAGAGGCGACGUUCCUCGCCGUUGAAAUGGUCCGUUUUGGCCUCCUGAAUUCCAAAGAGUGGUUUUCUCAUGUCUCAGGAGGUCCGAUGAGAGGUUCAGAUGAGGACAAGAAGUUCAAUAUUCUGAUCUCACGUGUGGCUUGUAUCGCUAAGAUACAACACAAGAACAUCGGCUAUUCAGGGCCCCUCAGCAGGCAAUUGCUCUGUUACCGCUCUCUUAUUUCUGAGGUCCGCUCCACAUUAAGAAACCUGAUCGAAGUCGUUUUAGCUAGUCUGCUUCUUAGCGGAGAUGCUAGCAGAGAUCGGAAUGACUGGACCGAGAUGAGUAUCAAACUCCCGUUCAUCGACGACAAUGACUGCGGUCUCGGCAUUGCAGUGCGCACAUAUCUCGAUGAUCUGCCCCUGCAGGCGGACCCAACGUCGCCGGAGGCACGGUUAGAGGUGAAGUCCAAGGGUAAAGAAUGGUUUCAGCACAGUGACAGCUUUACAAGCAAUCUGGAAAAGGCUUUCAAGCUCUGGGAUGCGGUCUACAAGGGCACGCAGAACGCGAGUAAAGAAUUUAAGGACGUUCAGUUGUGGCAGGAGGCAAAUGAAUGGUUGUCGGGGAGGCGAUAG
Molecule: messenger RNA, 2169 nt
Organism: Aspergillus lentulus
Lineage: Eukaryota; Fungi; Ascomycota; Eurotiomycetes; Eurotiales; Aspergillaceae
Source: RefSeq, a predicted model, not a curated record